GGAAUUUUUUUAUCAUACUUCUUCCUCUGUUGGAGUUCCCAGAGUACUUCCUGAAAAUGGAGGGAUAUAAAGUCACACACUGACCUACUUGAAGAGCAGAGGAGGAGCAUAUCAGACCUCGGAACAACUGCCAACUCUGGAACGUCUGGACUAAAGGAUGUUGCCAAGUAUCUGUACAUUGAUGCUACUGGUGGCCUCAGCUGUGGGUUUGCCGCUGGAUGAAGCUGCUCUAGAUGCCCAGUGGAAACAAUGGAAGAUCAAAUACAGGAAAGAAUAUAAUGGCCUGGAUGAAGAGGGGAUCCGCAAGGCUGUCUGGCAGAAGAACAUGCUCAUGAUCGAAGCUCACAAUCUGGAAGCGGCACUGGGAAUGCACUCCUAUGAGUUGGGGAUGAACCAUCUGGGAGAUAUGACGUCAGAAGAAGUGGUGGAGAAGAUGACGGGCCUGCUGAUCCCAACCAACCCUGAGAGUGGCCUCAACACCAUGCAUAUCAACACUACAGUGCAGAAGCUGCCCAAGUCUAUCGACUACAGAAAGAAGGGCUUGGUGACCUCAGUGAAGGACCAGGGUUCCUGUGGUUCCUGUUGGGCAUUCAGCUCAGCUGGGGCGCUCGAGGGGCAAUUAGCCAAGAAGAAGGGCAAACUAGUGGACCUUAGUCCUCAGAACCUGGUGGAUUGUGUCAAAGAGAAUGAUGGCUGUGGGGGAGGAUACAUGACCAAUGCCUUCAAGUAUGUGCAAGUGAACAGAGGGAUUGAUUCUGACAAGGCUUACCCCUACGUUGGAAAGGACGAGACAUGUCACUACAAUGCUUCAGCCAUGGCAGCUCAGUGCAAAGGCUACAAGGAGAUCGCAAAGGGUGACGAGCAUGCCCUGGCUGUGGCAUUGAUCAAAGUGGGUCCUAUAUCUGUGGGCAUCGACGCCAUGCAGAGCAGUUUCCAGUUCUACCAGAAAGGUGUUUACUACGACCCUCAAUGCAACAAAGAAGACAUCAAUCACGCUGUGCUGGCAGUGGGCUAUGGUGUGACCAGCAAGGGGAAGAAAUACUGGAUUGUCAAGAACAGCUGGAGCGAGACCUGGGGUCAAAAGGGUUACGUCCUGAUGGCACGUAACCGUGACAACCUGUGCGGCAUCGCCAACCUUGCCAGCUACCCUCUGAUGUGAGAGUGCAGAAGGACUUCAGGAUGACUGCAAACAACAAAAUGCAUUCAGAGUUCCAAAACGAAGGAAACUAAACUGUCAUUUAUAUAGUAUCACAGGUUAGAUUUUGUUUUACACUUUAAUGCAUAAAAUUUUAGAAAAUUACAUUUGCAUAAAACAACCUGGAGGUAAUGGGUUCACUUAUCUCUCUCUUUCUUUCAUCUAAUGAACAAUCCCAAACAUAUUUUUAACUGAUUUAAAAAGAAAAAGUUACUUUUAUUGAAACAUAUUGAGUCUCUGGGUGAAAUGUCUUCCAUGAUUCCUUUUACCAGUAAACUUUACAUCUCCUAAAAAAGAUGUUACUUUGUAACAUUGUAUAAAAGGUACAACUAAAAAGAUCACAGUGUAAAACAACAAAAGGCAAAUAACUUUGGAGAGUUAAAAAAAAAACUGAUUAAAGAAAAUGGUUUUGUUUGCAUUUAUUUCUGCCCAUAUAUUAAAUAAAAUAUAGGGGUAACAACAAUUUUCUCCAUGUGUGUAUAUUGUUGAACUGCUGUGAAAUCAUGCAGACAAAAUCAUUUAAAUUGGAAUGAGGCUUUUGGAAUCAACUUCUUCCAGUUCCAAAAUGUUUAAAAAUGUAAAGUCUUUGAUAAACAUAUCCUCACAACUGAUGGCGAGGUUUGUGAUAUCAAAUGGUUUUAAGCACUUUGAUCCCUCAACUUUUCCAGUAUUUUUUUUUUUCUUCUCUCCCUCUAAAAGCAGUGGAGUCUGAUUGUUACAACCACUUGUCAAGCUGUAAUCAGAGAGUGGAUGUAGUCUUUAAUAACACUUAAACAGUUGAAUUCUUAUUUAGUUUGAAAAGCACAGAACACGGCAGGUCAAAAAGCCACUCGGCCUUGCCAACAUUUCACAGAUGCUGCUUUUGCUGUGUUGUAACAGUGUUGUAAAGGUGAGUUUGUGUGAGUACAAACAGAUUGUAAAUUUGUUGUGACAGAAAACAUUGCUGGCUAAUGAAAGACACUUUGUUCUGUUGGUGCUCCUAUAAAAGCGUGACCAUUGAUGAUGUUAAAUUGUUUUGGGGGUUUUAUCAAUGUUCUGCUCAGCACUUUUCAGAUUAUUGAAGUGAAAAUUGUUGUAAUACUCUUUGAAAUGAAUAAAGGUUUCUUUUUUGAAGC
Molecule: messenger RNA, 2310 nt
Organism: Thalassophryne amazonica
Lineage: Eukaryota; Metazoa; Chordata; Actinopteri; Batrachoidiformes; Batrachoididae
Gene: ctsk
Product: cathepsin K
Exons: 9
Coding region: 158-1159 (333 amino acids)
Biological process (GO): immune response
Cellular component (GO): lysosome
Molecular function (GO): cysteine-type endopeptidase activity
Source: RefSeq, a predicted model, not a curated record